Molecule: messenger RNA, 1574 nt
Organism: Nothobranchius furzeri (turquoise killifish)
Lineage: Eukaryota; Metazoa; Chordata; Actinopteri; Cyprinodontiformes; Nothobranchiidae
Product: trace amine-associated receptor 1-like
Biological process (GO): G protein-coupled receptor signaling pathway, coupled to cyclic nucleotide second messenger; chemical synaptic transmission
Cellular component (GO): plasma membrane; dendrite
Molecular function (GO): G protein-coupled serotonin receptor activity; neurotransmitter receptor activity
Source: RefSeq, a predicted model, not a curated record
AUCUCCAACAAACUAAAUAUACUCUUCUUGAUUAAAUAAGAAAAUUGCUGUAGUGACAAACAUCCAUCAAAAAAUUCUAUAUGUUUAUGCUACAGGUUGACGCUGCAAAUCUCAACAACAUGGACAAAGAAUCCACUGUCAACACCAGCUAUUUGGUUGAAAACAUACAUCCCUGCUAUGACUCAGAAAAUGGAACAUACAUGUUUACAAGCAGCCCUUCUGUUGUGUGUGUGAUUUUAUAUGUCUUUCUUGGCUUAUUGUCUACUGUCACUCUAUGUGGAAACCUACUUGUAAUAAUCUCAAUUAUUUACUUCAAACAGCUCCAAACUCCUACGAACUUCCUCAUCCUGUCCUUGGCUGUUGCUGAUCUGCUUGUAGGGGUUUUAGUAUUUCCCUUCAGUAUGGCGUUUGCUGUAAGCUCAUGUCUGCCUCUUGAAAAUGUAUUCUGCAAAAUACGAGAUGCCUUUGACGUUACACUGUGCACGUCUUCGAUUCUGAACUUGUGCUGCAUUUCAAUAGACAGAUAUUAUGCAGUGUGUGAGCCUCUGACAUACAGAACUAAAAUGAAUACACAUGAAACCGUGAUUAUGAUCCUGGUGAGCUGGGGAAUCUCAGCUUUAAUUGGAAUUGGGAUCACGACUGCAGGAUUCAGCCAAGGCACAUGUGAAGAAACGUGCUCAUCUGACAUUAUAGCAGCCAAUACAAUGGGACCCGUUUUCUCCUUCUAUCUACCAGCUUUUGUGAUGCUUUGUAUUUACUUUAAGAUUUUCAUUGUUGCUCAGAAACAAGUAAACAGCAUCCAGGGAACAAACUAUCUCAGCACAAAAUCCGGAGCUGCUUUAUCUAAAAUGGAGCGAAAGGCCACCAAAACCCUGGCUAUAGUUAUGGGAGUUUUUCUUUUAUGCCUCACUCCUUAUUUCAUUUGUGUUGUGUUCCUUCCUUUAUCUUACGGCCCACCACCUGUCCCUGUGAUCGAAACGCUAAACUGGCUUACACUGUCAAAUUCAAUGUUGAAUCCCCUAAUCUAUGCUUUCUUUUACAGUUGGUUCCGAUCAGCUUUCAGAAUGGUUAUUUCUGGAAAAAUAUUCCAUCGUGAUUUAACUAAUUCAAAGUUAUUUUGAUUUUUUUCAAUAAAAGAAAUAAUCUAAUGUACACCUCAAAACAUAUGCGUACCAAAGGUUUGGCAAAAACAACACUAAUAUUCUGGCAGAAAAAAAAUCCUGUUUCGAUUUAAUUAAGAGGCUUUAAAGUGCCCAACGUGCUAUAAUAUGUAGAAUAAAUUAUGUAAAUGAUAAAUAAAUCUAUUAGAGCAGAUAUGGUGGGAUGAUUUAAAAGGUUCUGUAGGACAGUGUUUCCCAACCCUGGUCCUCAGGGCACACUGACCUGAAUGUUUUCCAUGUCUCUGCUUCAGUACACCUAAUUUACAUCGCCUUCUCAGGAUGACACCAAGUGCUGCAGAUGCCUGUUAAUCACUCAUUCAUAGAAGUCAGGUGUGUGGCAGCAGGAAACACAGUUGUGUUUAAAAGGGCAACAUGGAAAACAUGCAGGACAGUGUGCCUUGAGGACCAAGGGUU